AUGGAUCGCAGUUCUCUUAAACACUACCAUCUGGAUCCCAUAGAUUCCAGGAAGAUUUUUCACACGUAUUUUUCUGCAAAAUCUGACAAAAUCAUUGUUGAUGAGAUUGUGAAAUAUCCAAUGGAAAUUCUUUACGAGGAGUUUAAGUCAGGGAACAUUAAAGGUGACACCUUCAUAGAUAUUUCAGUUGGUCCAACAAUUUCCCAUCUGCUUCCUGUGUGUGACUACUUCAAAGAAAUCACUAUUUUAGAAGUCAAUGAUCAAUGUCUGGAAGACAUAGAGAAAUGGGUGAAAAAGGAUGCGGAUGCUUUAGACUGGUCUCAUACAUCAACUCAUAUGGCAAAACUGGAAGGAAAUAGUGGCAACUGGGAAGAAAAAGAAGAACUUCUAAGAAGCCGAGUGAAACGCAUACUGAAAUGUGAUUUUACUAAAGAAAACCUGACAGACCCUGUUGUUUUAGAUAAAACUGAUUGCUUGAUGAGUCUGUGUAUAAUGCAUUUUGUGCACAAAGAUCAUGAGUCUUAUCGUGAAGGCAUGAAAAAAGUUACAUCUUUAAUCAAACUAGGUGGACAUCUGUUGAUGUUUGGGGUCUUUAAUGCAAAGUUCUGUACGCUUGGGGAAGACAAAUUGCAUAUUAUGUCUUACGAUGAAGAUUUUAUGUUAAGUACUUUGAAAACUAUUGGCUUUUCUAUUGAGAGCUUCCAGAAGACAAAAAGCAAAAUACGUUGCACAUUAGUAGAAUAUGAUCACAUUUGGUUUGUUAGAGCAGUAAAAAUGUGGGAGCUUUAA
This is a messenger RNA of Pelobates fuscus (common spadefoot toad), 789 nucleotides long. Its product is annotated as indolethylamine N-methyltransferase-like. Gene Ontology annotation, molecular function: N-methyltransferase activity. Bases 1 to 789 code for a protein of 262 amino acids. The transcript has 3 exons. The record is from RefSeq and is a predicted model, not a curated record. Lineage: Eukaryota; Metazoa; Chordata; Amphibia; Anura; Pelobatidae. Gene Ontology annotation, cellular component: cytosol.